AUUGUGAAUGAGACAGGUACGAUUCGACUCCUUUCCUCAUGUCUGAAAGUCGGAUUGCAAUCCUUACCCUUUGAACUCAAGGUUGUGUUACCAAGUACUAUUUCUGAUUGUUUGGGCCAACAAAGGGAGAAUAGCCCAAUAGCCCAAUUAAGCAUCGUAUUAUUUUAUCAAACAAAAAGGAGGGAGAAAGAGGAUAACAUUACAUACAGUUUUACAGAGUAGCAGUGUCGAAGCUCCAGCAAUGGAGGUUUUAGCAGUUGGCAUACCUCAUUUAGGAGAGAGAAUACUCUCUCAUUCCUCAAACCUAAUUUCUCUAUCUUCAUCUCCUUCGCAAUUCUCUCGAUUCCCAACCAUUCAAUUCAAUUUCAGAAAUUCUAAACUCAGAAAUUACAGUACUAUUAGCUUGCACGAGAAGCUUCCAUUAAUUGAAGACGAAGACGAAGAAGAAGAAUAUAGAAACUUUGAAAAUGAAUUAAUGGCGUCGUCAUCAUCGUUUCUCUCUCUAAGUGAAAAACCAGAUAGAAAUUUAGCGUUGCUGGAUGAUUAUGAAAUGGAGGAGAGAGAUUUUGACCCUAACCAUAAAAGUGGAUAUGUGGCUGUGGUGGGCAAGCCAAACGUUGGGAAAAGCACUCUUAUAAAUCAAAUGCUUGGUCAGAAGCUGUCAAUUGUGACAGAUAAACCUCAGACUACCAGACAUCGAAUCCUUGGUAUAUGUUCUGGCCCAGAUCAUCAGAUUAUACUUUAUGAUACACCUGGAGUUAUUGAGAAGAAGAUGCACCAAUUGGACUCUAUGAUGAUGAAGAAUGUCCGAAGUGCUGCCAUCAAUGCAGAUUGUGUAGUUGUUGUGGUAGAUGCGUGUAAGAUGCCUGAAAAGUUAGAUGAAGUGCUUGCUGGAGUAGGGGAGUUAAAGGAAAAAUUACCUACCUUACUUGUUCUAAAUAAAAGGGAUCUCAUUAAACCUGGUGAAAUUGCUAAAAAACUCCAGUGGUACGAGAAGUUUACCGAUGUGGAUGAGGUUAUACCUGUGAGUGCUAAACAUGGACAUGGAGUUGAUGAUGUCAAAGAUUGGAUUUUAUCAAAACUUCCCCUUGGUCCACCCUAUUAUCCAAAAGACAUUGCCAGUGAACACCCUGAAAGAUUUUUUGUAGGUGAAAUUGUUAGGGAAAAAAUCUUUUUGCAAUACAAGAAUGAAGUUCCAUAUGCAUGCCAGGUUAAUGUUGUGAGUUACAAAUCAAGACCAGGCGCAAAAGAUUUUAUUCAAGUGGAGGUUGUUGUUGAAAAGAAUUCACAAAAGAUCAUCCUUAUUGGAAAGGAGGGAAAAGCUUUGAAAUUGCUAGCGACUGCUGCACGCCUUGACAUAGAAGACUUUUUGCAGAAGAAAGUGUUUCUAGAGGUGGAAGUCAAAGUGAAAGAAAAAUGGAGACAAGAUGAAGGGCUUCUAAAACACUAUGGAUAUGGUGGCCAGAUCCAAGUUUUUUAACAAUAGGAUUCAUCUUUACUGGCUCACUGGCUAUAUCGCUCCCCUCCCUGCUCUGUGCACAUCUUAUGUGAAGAAGACCAGGUGGGAGUUCCCUGUAACUGUUCUCUAUUUAGAUUGUAGAUAUGGAACAAUUUAUUUUAUAAUCAUUAGAUUGCUUCUACAUCUUUUGUGCCUUAAUAUCUGUUUCUUGUAUGCUUUUUUCUUUUUUCUCAAUUUUCCAUUUUCCUUCACUCAUACUCACUUGGUAGGAGAAAUUAAAUUGUAAUUGAUAUGUAGAUGUACUAUGUCUUGUAAUUUGAGUCUGCUCAUAUGAUUAUAAUUCCGGGGUUUUCUCCCCACACAUGUUUCAUCUUUAAAUCAUUCAACAUUCAUUUUUCUUUGGCAAUUA
Molecule: messenger RNA, 1868 nt
Organism: Chenopodium quinoa (quinoa)
Lineage: Eukaryota; Viridiplantae; Streptophyta; Magnoliopsida; Caryophyllales; Amaranthaceae
Product: GTPase Era-like
Exons: 9
Coding region: 242-1480 (412 amino acids)
Biological process (GO): ribosomal small subunit assembly
Molecular function (GO): GTP binding; rRNA binding; ribosomal small subunit binding
Source: RefSeq, a predicted model, not a curated record